AAAAUGGAUCUAAAUAGGCUAAUGUCCAACUUUUUCAAUCAAAGCAUUCUAUGGGAUAUGCACAGCAUCUUCAAUCACUAUCGUACAACGGACAAAUGGUGGAUGUUGCAGAAGCUACCCUUGUCGUACAUUCAAACUAUAGCACAGGAAUGGACACCAAACGUGAAGAAAGCAAAGAGAUAAAAGCGAUACAUGUGUUGACCGAGUGGAAUUCUCAAGAGAGCGAUACAGACGAUGUGGACAACGAUCACGGCGAAUUGGAAACCGCUAAUUACGAAUCUGAAUUAUGUAUUGCUUUGUCACAAAUUCAACCAUUCGCAAAAACGGAACCAUCAUCCGAUGAAGAGUCCGGUAGUGCGCUUCCAGGUGUAAGAUACGAAACAAACAGUGAUCAUGACUGCACUUUACUACAGAACGAUACUGCUUUUGAAGAUCUCGAAAGCGAUAGUUCGAGCAAUUCUAGUGAUACGCUCGACUUAAGCAGCGACGAUGAAGGCGAACCGAACCAACACGUUUCUAUCGAUCGUGGGGGUGGUGAUGCGAGUUUCAAUUUAAAUCCGAGACACCAAAUAAUCAAAGUUAAAAUUGCGUCGAAGCAGCGUGUACCUGACCCGGAAGCAUACAAAAAAUGGCUCAAAGCUAAAAAUGAUGAAAUACGUAGAAACCGUGAUAAAGAAAUGCUCACUAAACAGGAGCUCCAACGACAGAAAGAACUGGACGAAACAAAACGCAAGGAAAUGAGUAAAAAAAAGAUUCAAGAAUGGAUGAUACGAAAGAAACAAGAAAUAAACGGUAAGAAAAGUAGUCCGAACUCAGAAAACAACAAAUCCCAUGAUAUUUCCUCGGAACAUCUGUAUUGUGAUCCGGAUGCGAAAUACAAGAACUGGCUCCAGAAAGUUAGGAAGCGCGAGGAAGAAAAAAGAUUGCGAAAUCUAACCGUAAAGCAACUGGAGCAACAGAUACAGCAGGAAAAAAAGAAAAUAUCGAAAGAAGUUUAUCAACAAUGGCUGAAAAGUGCCAAACAUAAACCGAAACCGGUUCCACUUAAUCAGGGGCCUAAUACUUUGCGUGGAACUGUGUCGAAGAUUUUCGUCAAUCCCGAACCGUGGAAAAACAACAGCGAUUAA
This is a messenger RNA of Anopheles moucheti, 1127 nucleotides long. Its product is annotated as coiled-coil domain-containing protein 34-like. Bases 51 to 1127 code for a protein of 358 amino acids. The transcript is spliced from 5 exons. The record is from RefSeq and is a predicted model, not a curated record. NCBI's taxonomy places the organism in Eukaryota, Metazoa, Arthropoda, Insecta, Diptera, Culicidae.